Spea bombifrons (plains spadefoot toad) is the source of this 4753-nucleotide messenger RNA. It is a transcript of the gene ALS2CL, whose product is annotated as ALS2 C-terminal like. The transcript has 26 exons. The record is from RefSeq and is a predicted model, not a curated record. NCBI's taxonomy places the organism in Eukaryota, Metazoa, Chordata, Amphibia, Anura, Pelobatidae. The coding region runs from base 37 to 2976 and encodes 979 amino acids.
GGAUGUUGAGAUCGGGGCUCCGCCGUUCCUCCUGUGAUGUCCAGACCUGAGAAUAAACCGCUGUCACGGCGCCUCGGCCAGAAACGCAUCACUUCUCCGAGGAGCUCCGCGAUGCCCUUAGACAACGCGUCCCUCGCGAGUGUAAGCCGCAGAGCAGCCGAAUCGCUAUUACAUUCCGACGGGGACUUUUUAAUCACCUUGUCUCGGAUUGACUCGCUGGUACUUAGCUUGUUACUGCAAGCCGAUGAAAACGAUGCAGUCGGCCAAGACCACCUGAAGUCAAUCAGGCUUGUCAAAAAGCAUUUCCGUGCCCUGUGGGACCUAACGGCCGAGUGCCAUCGGGUUCUUAAGGAGCUACACGAGAACUCAUCAGCGGACGUCUCCGACCUCUACAUCAUCAAAGACCAAAGAGACUUUAUACACGCGUACACUCAAUAUUUUCAAUCCGUCACAAAUCACCUGGUGACAAAAGGGUUCGACAAGAUCUCUAAAGCAACGAGCGCUUACUGGAAAAGCAAUAAAAAUAAUCUGAAGGUGCUGAUCGGAGAGACUUCUGAGGUUUCCGUCUCCGUGUUCCUGCAGAGACUCUUCACCGAACCCUUGCGAGAUCACGUGCAGACGUACUCCCUGCUACUCUCAAAGCUCAAUGGAGAAUUCUUUCAGGAGGGAAGCGCGUUGGGGGCCGAUUCACUAAACGCCUUCGUGGAUCUGCAGACGUUUAUCAGCCAAGCUUUGGACGAAGCCUCCCAGACGAAGCUGUUGUGGGCGUCGUUAUCCAGCAAAAUAACCGCCGCGCUGUGUACGGCGGAGCGGCGGCUCCAGGAGGACAGCAGACUCGUCCCGAUCAGCGUCUCCCCGGGAAAACACGACCGGGUCCUGCUGUUUGACGACAUCCUGGUGAUUCUGCAGGGGAACGAGAUAUUCCGGUGCGACUUAAAGACGGUUUGGGUGGAUUCGUCGACGAGGCAGAAAUCUCAUCAAACCAGCCUCUCCCUGCGCGUCGUCACCCCAGAGGAGGAAUUCCUGCUUUCUGCCAAAGAACCUCAGCAUCAGACUUUGUGGUUCUGGAAACUCAACCAGCUCAUUCGCCAGAAUCUGACCGGGAGGAGAGACUUCCCGCCGUGGGGGAAAACGGGAGACGCCAACGGCCCCCCGACAAGCCGCUUCUGUACCUACACCUACAAAAACGACGGGCGCUUCAAAAACGCCGUAUAUGAGGGAGAGAUGUCCUGGGGAAAGCCUCACGGCAAGGGGACGUUAAAGUGGCCGGAUGGAUCCAAUCAUGUCGGGGACUUCGAAUUUGGCCAGGAAAAUGGGUUUGGGAUCUGUCUGGUUCCGAGCGCUCUCCAGGACAGAUACGACUGCUACAAAUGCCACUGGGUGAACGGGGUCAUGCAGGGAUAUGGCAUCUGUGACUACGCGGAUGAAUCCACCUACAAAGGAUACUUUAAAGACAACAUGCGCCACGGCUUCGGGGUCCUGGAAAAUCUCAAUUCUGCCACAAACCCCUUUAAAUACACCGGGAACUGGUGGAGGGACAAGAAGUCGGGAUACGGCGUAUGGGAGAACACGGACAAAGGGGAGCGUUAUAUUGGAAUGUGGCAGGAUAAUCUCAAGCAUGGUCCCGGGAUAGUCCUCACUGAUUCAGGGAAAUGUUUCCAAGGGUCGUUUAUCCUAAACAAGUUGGUGGGCGCGGGCGUUCUGCUUUCAGAGGACGGCUCGGUGUACGAGGGGGAGUUCACGGAGGAAUGUUUAUUGGCCGGGAAGGGAAAGCUGACGUUUAAUAACGGCUUCACGCUGGUCGGGACGUUCAAUAUAAACCCAAACUCCGGCCUCCUGACUCAGGGGGUCCUUAACACGUCGAGUGAGGACCAGAACGAGAGCGUGGAGCGGAAAUUCCAGCUCGGUGUGGGAUUAUUCCCCGUGGAGGAGCGGUGGCCGGGGGUCUUCGAACACUUCCAGAAGUUCCUGGAAAUGGGCUGCAAAAGAGACACGGAAGAGUCCUUCUUGGGGUUUCAUGUCAAGCUAAGCAAAAAACUCCAGAAAUCUCAAGAGUAUCUCUAUUGCCAGAGAGACAAUGAAGACGUAUCCGGUCAGAUAGAAGAUAUAAUGAAAGAGAUCAGCCUUCUCUCGGAGCAGGAAUCCGUGCGGAUCUACCUGGAAAAGGCUUUAAAGUCUCCGCUCCACCCUUUCAGAAAACUGGCGAAGACGCUGUCGGUGGUCUUCCAGGCUACGUACUCUGGGAUAGGGGCCAACCUUCACCUUCUAGACAUGGCGCAGGAGGAAAUAAAACACUACGCCACGAAGGUCUGGGAAUUUUACAGGGCCUUGAUGGUUAUGGCAGCGGAGAAAAAUAAUAAGAUUCCUCCGGCGCUGGGCAACGAGGAAGAGAUCAGUGAUGACUUGAAUCCGACCACUACAGUUCUCCCUCUUCUUCUACCUCAGUUCCACCCAGACCUGUUCAUGUUGUACAUGCUGUAUCACCAGCAGGAGGAUGCCUAUUACUGGCAGGGCAUAAUCCGCCUGGGGAUCCUCACCGACACCAAGCUGCUGGAAUUCCUGGACGUACAGAAGCAACUAUGGCCCCUGAAGGAGAUUAAACUAACAGCCAAUCAGAGAUACUCAAUCGUCCGACACAAAUGUUUCCAUUCCGCCAUCGAAUCACUUCAGAAGAUCAUCACGACGGUAGAUCCCAAAGAGAAGCUGGAGAUCAUACUGAAGACGUACACGGAAAUCGAGACGACUGUGUCCAGAGUGGUGGAUAAGGAUUAUAAGCUUCCCAUGGACGACUUGUUACCGUUACUGAUAUACGUCGCGUCUCGAGCCGGGAUCCAGCGUCUGGGAGCAGAAAUCCACUUUAUCCGUGAUUUCAUGGAUCCCAGCAACAGGGGAGGAAUCUAUGAUUUCCUUCUAACGGCUCUUGAGUCUUGUUAUGAACACAUUCAGAAAGAAGAGAUCCGACACUGCAAAUACUAGCUUCUUACUCGGGCUGUGAAUGGCGCAUGUUCGAAGGUGAAUCCGACGGAAAUCGGGAUCUGAAGCACUAAACAGUUUCAUAUUUUUAUACUAAAAACAAGUCUAUUCCGGGAAAUCCUACUGACUGCUAAAUACUGGCAGUAAAUAUACCAAGAUGGACGCCGUACACAAAAAGUCAUGGAUAAAGACCACGGUCAAGGACUUUAAUGAUUGUAUAAAGGGAAAUGAGAGCGACCAUGUGUAUUAUGUUUAGCUGUCGUCCCACUAUGUUCAUAUACGUAGGCAUCACUGGGAGAUGGUGCUAGAGCUCAUUUUCAGUUGAAACGGUUCUGCGGGGGUGGGAACAUCCCAAUGUCCCGCCCCGUUUGAAGGUUCUUUAAAUACUAAAUACAGGCAGAGCUGGAUUUCCUAUAAGGCAGGUUAGGCACAUUCAUCUGAACGUUCCUCCCAGCUUCCAUCUAUAAACUGUCUACACAGCAUUUUAUUUAUUUUUAUAUUAAGCGGAAAGGGGUCCAGAAAGGAAACUAAUCCAGUUUGCCCACAUCUAUACUGCCCUAGGGUAUUACGUGUAAAAAGAACACUUAGCAUUCAUAACAUUGUGUUAUAAUAAUCAAAAGGCUGACUAUAAGGGCCAUUGUUAAGAGGUCCGUGUACAAGAUAAUAAGAGACGCCGGUGAUUCCUUAUCGCGAUCACCUGUGGUGCAGUUUAGAAUUCAGGAAUGAGAAUUAUUCUAUGUUAGAAUUUAAGUAAAGGGAAUUUAUUAUAGGAGAAAUGGAUUUGCCCUAAACAUUUGACAAGGAUACAUAUCGAGAAGCACUGAUGUUAGAAAAUGGGUCAUACGCUAAUAUUUAGAUCAAUUUAGGCACUAGAGACACAUAGCUCGUAACAUUACGCUGUAACAUUAUAUUAGUCUACCUGCAAGUAGAUUAAGAAGCUCUUUACAGAGUGAGGACUCUGCGGCUAAGAAGCCCUUAACAGUUUGUUUGUGGAUAUAUUUAAAUUGGCGAGCCAGCCGUCGGAUGACACAACCAAGCCAGAUUCGCUGGAAGGACAUAAAGGUGAAAAGAGGAGGAGGAGUUUAACCAUCUCAGAUGUUGUCACCGCCCCUGAAGAGCUGAGUGGAGAGCUGAGCUCAGUAAAUUCAGCAAUUGCUUGUUAAAUUUAUCUCAAAGACGACCCAGACUUUCUCCUGGAACCAUUAAGGACUCGGCCAAGACUCCAACAGGGUCAGCUGAACUCAUCAGAAUCCUAGAGACUUUAAAUUGAAUUCUGCAGCUAUCCAGCAACCAAACGGAAUGUGGACAGUUUAGGCUGAAUUCGCCCAGUUUAGGGUGAACGCCCAACUUCAAGAUACUCAGGUUAUAAUGAAAUAAUUAUUGGUUUUUAAAUUAACUUGGUGCAACCCUGGGUUAGGGAAUGAUGGGAUAUUAUAACAUUUGCUACGAGAAAACAUUAUUUUUUUGUGAGGUUGUGCUGGGUUCCUUUAAGGCUUUGUGUAAAAUACUAGAAUUGAGCUCUUUUUGAAAGCCACAUUUGUAUAGCCUGUAAAUAUUUAUUAAUUUAUAGUAAUCUAUUUAUUAGUAGAGACACAAAAAACAGAAGAAAUAUAUUUUUUAAAACACAAAAAAAAACAAACACUAAAUAAAAUCUGGGCAAAACACUUGUAUCUUUAGAAGAGACUUUUCAUAAAACCUCUUUUUUGGUUAGAAUUUCAUAAUCUUUAACAAAUGGUUUUGUUUUCUAUGUCAAUAAAAUGGGAGAUUUUGGAAAUAUUAA